AUGUAUUCUUUUCGGACGUCCAUUUAUCAUGAUAAUAUUAACAAUGUUUCUGAAAUAUUGGCUAAUUUUUUCAAUCGAUAUAUGGAUCCUCAUAUUUUGAAUUGGUGCCGACGUGAAAAUGUUAUUAAUAAUAAUACGACGAACGUUUUAAAACCAAAUGAUCGUAACUUUCAAAGAUUUGUAGACGCAGUAACUAGUCAAAAUAUCGAUCCUACAAAACAUACAUUAACUGAAAAUAUUCAAAUAUAUCAACAAAAUUUUCCUAAUAAUUUCACUUCGCUCAUAACAUUUAUGAAAUUUGUUCUUGGGAUAUCUUACCUUUUAAGAAAUUCUAAUGUAAUACACCUUGAAGACGUUUAUUCAUUUAUUGGAAUAACAUAUUUUUUUUAUAGUAAAAUAAAUAAUUCACAAUUAUUGAGCAACAAUACUAAGUCACUUAUUUUACAAGAUAUUCGUAAUUUAUGGAGUAUUUUUCUUUUUAGAAAGGCUAAUAGCCAUACAAAUUUGAAUGGUGAAUGGGAUGUUCUAGUUCAGGAAACUAAACAUCCAGUUUUCACUAAUUCACAAAGAGUAAACUUGACCCCUGCGUUCAAUAUCAUAGAUUUUGGCACCACUCGAACUUCAACUCCGUUAUCCGUUUACAUUCAAAAUUCGUUAACUCAAGCGCUUAAUGACGCUUUAAUUAUUUAAAUUUUGUUAAUCUUGCAUUGAAUAUUAUAGAAAAAAAUAUAUAUAUUUUUAAAAUGUUUAAUGCAAAUAAAAAGUGG
Messenger RNA from Rhizophagus irregularis DAOM 181602=DAOM 197198, 767 nucleotides. RefSeq lists its product as uncharacterized. Lineage: Eukaryota; Fungi; Glomeromycota; Glomeromycetes; Glomerales; Glomeraceae. The record is from RefSeq and is a predicted model, not a curated record.